Knipowitschia caucasica is the source of this 807-nucleotide messenger RNA. The record is from the annotation of a GenBank genome assembly. Lineage: Eukaryota; Metazoa; Chordata; Actinopteri; Gobiiformes; Gobiidae.
AUGUUCAUGAUCAUUCGAGAGACGCCAGCAGGAGGAGGCAGUCCGGGGGCAAGGAGCGCGCCACAGGAGAGGUCGGAGAAACAGGUCCAAGCUGCCAUCAAGAAGAAAGUGGAGAAGCAGAAGAAGAAGAAGAGCAACAGCCAGGGAAAGACGUCCGGCGAGGUCCCCACGCCGCAGACGCCCAGACGCAAGAAAUCCCAAGUGGUGAGGCCCAACCCCACCAUCGAGGAGGCGCACAAAUUGGAGCAGACGCUGGAGGAGCUGAUGGAGGGACCGCACCGCAAAGAGCAGGAGGACCCGCCCGAGACGGAGGCGGAGCCAGUGGACCUGCUGCCCAUGGUCACCUCGGUGUUUGGACAGGACAGAGAGCUGAGGCCCGAGGAGAUGGAUGAGCUACGAGAGGCGUUCACAGAGUUUAUGAACAAGGACGGCUACAUCAGUCACAAUAACCUGGGCGAGUGCAUGAGGACCAUGGGGUACAUGCCCACAGAGAUGGAGCUGAUCGAGCUGAGCCAGCAGAUCUGUGGAGGUAAACUCGAUUUUGAGGACUUUGUAGAACUAAUGGGUCCAAAGAUGUUGGCAGAGACUGCAGACAUGAUUGGGGUCAAAGAACUGCGAGAUGCAUUUAAGGAGUUUGAUGCCAAUGGAGAUGGCUUGAUCAGUUUGGCAGAGCUGCGAGAGGCCAUGAAGAAGCUUAUGGGUGAACAGAUCACAAACAGAGAGAUCAACGAGAUCCUGAGAGACAUAGACCUGAACGGGGACGGGCUGGUGGAUUUUGAGGAAUUUGUGCGGAUGAUGUCUCGCUAA